UUUUAAUUCAAAACAUCCCACCAAAUGCGCAAAAAUCACAAAAAACAAAGCAAUCAUGGGAAUGAAAAAACCAUUCUCUCUUCUCUUCAUGUAUGCUGUGUUUUUGCUAUUUUCUUCUUCUUUUGUCACUGCUACAACAUCAGGAGAUUCAGAAGUAGAGACUCUCCUCCAUCCAUGGUCUCCCACUAGUUUUAGUCCCUUCGACGUUGGCACCGAAAGCCGUCGGAAGCUGUCUCAUGUGCAACACUCCGGCAAAACGACUGCGAGGGAGCUAUAUGAAUUUAAUGAAAAAAAGGACAACCACGACAAGAAAAAAGGCCCCAAAACUAUGAUUUUGAUCCUCAUUCCGCUCUCCGCCGCACUAUUUUUUGUCUUCGUAUUCAUCACAAUCUACUUCGUCUGUUGCCAAAGGACGAGAAACAUAAGAAACCAAGCAAGCGAAUCGACCGAUGGCGAUAUAUUUUCAAUAUGGAAUUACGACGGGAAGAACGUAUAUGAAGACAUCAUGGAAGCGACUGAAGGUUUCAACGACAUAUAUUGCAUUGGCAUGGGAGGGAACGGCAUGGUCUAUGAAGCCGAGCUGUCAACGGGUCAGGUGGUAGCUGUAAAGAGAUUCCACUCAUCGGACAAUGGCGAGCUCGUCGACAUGAAAGGUUUUAGAAAUGAGAUACGAGCAUUGAUAAACAUCCGGCACCGUAACAUCGUAAAGCUUUACGGGUUUUGUUCGCACACCCGGUACAAGUUCCUUGUAUAUGAGUACAUGGAAAGAGGAAGCUUAGAUAUUGUUUUGAACAAUGCCGACCGCGCCGUCGAAUUGGAUUGGGUUAAGAGGGUGAAUGUUAUCAAAGGCAUUGCUUGGGCCUUGUGUUACAUGCACCACGACGGCCCUAAGCCGUUGGUUCACCGGGACAUAUCGAGUAAGAAUAUUUUGUUGAAUUCCAAUUUCGAGGCUUGUGUUGCUGAUUUCGGCAUCGCCCGGCUUUUGAAUCCAAAUUCAUCUAAUUGGACCGUCCUCCAGGGUACUUACGGGUACAUGGCGCCAGAGUUUGCUUCCACAAUGAGGCUGACUGAAAAAUGCGACGUAUAUAGCUUUGGGGUUGUAUCGCUCGAAGUGAUCAUGGGGAGGCAUCCAGGGGAUCUAAUCUCCUCUUUAUCAUCAUUGUCUAGUGGAGAAAACAUAUUGUUGAAGAAUGUGUUAGAUCAACGACUCCCAGCUCCCAUGGAUCAAGUCGCAACCGAAGUUGUUUCAGUAGUGCGACUCGCUCUUGCAUGUUUGCGCCCCAAACCUGAAUCUCGUCCAACCAUGAAGCAUGUUUCUCGCGAGCUAAUUGCACAUAAACCGCCUCUUCGUACGCCUUUUCACAAAAUUACAUUUUUUCAAUUGAUGGAACUUGACAAACAAUGGCACAAAUGCAGCAGCAAGUGUCUUACAGCAUGUUGAUGAUAUUGUAUCGUAGCAUUCUCUUAGCUUAUUUCAUCAAACCAACCAUAAAUACAAAUACAUGUAUACUCUAACCAUAUUAAAAAGACCAUUAGACAAAAUUUCUAUUCUCUUGAUGGCUCAUUUUUUAUCAGUCGAUUUAACCUUCUAGAAACCUACCUUUUUCUCAUUCAUGAUAGUUGUUGGUGAUUUCUGUUUUCUAUUGCUUAUUUGUGUGUCACCAAUUAAAUGGCAAAGAUUGUCCAAGUAAUUAUGAUGACUAUCAAAUAAUCACUUUUUGAUAGAAAAUGGAUUUUGAGGAGAAUGAAUUUUGAAUUUU
Messenger RNA from Magnolia sinica, 1760 nucleotides. RefSeq names its product MDIS1-interacting receptor like kinase 2-like. The transcript has 3 exons. The record is from RefSeq and is a predicted model, not a curated record. The coding region runs from base 56 to 1441 and encodes 461 amino acids. Gene Ontology annotation, molecular function: protein kinase activity; ATP binding. NCBI's taxonomy places the organism in Eukaryota, Viridiplantae, Streptophyta, Magnoliopsida, Magnoliales, Magnoliaceae. Gene Ontology annotation, biological process: protein phosphorylation.